CUCAGUUAAAACUUAUUGCAACUUGUGCUCUAGUGCUCAUAGUGCUCACUCGUGCUACAAAACCAGACACACUGCUUUAUUUCCACUCCCCACAACUCAGGCUCUAAUUAGUCAGUCAAAAAUUAAAAGUACUGUUUUCAUUCUCCCAGUUAUUGGCAGUGAAUGACUAAGCCAAUCGGUCUCAGGUUUUCUAAGUUUUAGACUCUCUUUCCUGGUUUCUUUUGUUUAGUUUUCCUUCUUUUCUUUGUUUUUUCACUCCCUGAUAAAAAUGUUCAGAAUGAAGCAUUCUCCUAUUUCACCACUAGCAUUCUCUUCAUUUUUCCUUACUUUAUUUCUUCUGGUCCAAGCCAGGCAUCAUUCUCAUACAAAACACAAGCACUCACAUUCUCAUAAAUCUUCUAAACAUUCAAAUCCUGCACCUCCUACCCCUCCUCCUAAUGAGAACAAUAGCAAUUCUUCUGUGGUUUUGGAUGUACGAACAUUUGGAGCAAUAGGAGAUGGAAAAACAGAUGAUACAGAGUCAUUUAAGAUGGCAUGGGACACUGCUUGCCAGAGUGAAUCAGCAGUUAAUGCUAUUCUUGUACCUCAAGGUUUCUCUUUCCUCAUUCAGUCCACUAUCUUCACUGGUCCUUGUCAAAGUUUCAUGGUGUUGAAGGUUGAUGGAACUCUUAUGCCACCUGAUGGACCCGAAUAUUGGCCAAAGAACAACAGUAGGCACCAAUGGUUGGUGUUUUAUAGAAUCAAUGGAAUGUCACUGGAAGGAAGUGGUUUAAUAGAUGGGAGAGGAGAAAAAUGGUGGGACCUCCCAUGUAAGCCUCACAAGGGACCUAAUGGGACAACACUCCCUGGACCCUGUGAUAGCCCAAUUGCCAUAAGGUUUUUUAUGAGUUCCAACUUGACUGUGCAUGGACUAAGGAUAAAGAACAGCCCCCAGUUCCAUUUCAGAUUUGAUGGCUGCAAAAACGUCCACAUAGAAUCAAUCUACAUAACAGCUCCAAAACUUAGCCCCAAUACUGAUGGAAUUCACAUAGAAAAUACAAAUGAAGUGAAAAUAUACAAUUCUGUUAUUUCUAAUGGUGAUGAUUGUGUUUCCAUUGGAUCCGGUUGCAAUGAUGUCGAUAUUAAGAACAUUACAUGUGGACCUGGUCAUGGAAUUAGCAUUGGUAGUCUGGGGAAUCACAACUCUCGAGCCUGUGUUUCAAACAUUGUGGUGAGAGAUUCACUCAUAAAAAUGACAGAUAAUGGGGUUAGGAUCAAGACUUGGCAAGGUGGAUCAGGAUCAGUGUCUGGAGUGACAUUCAACAAUAUUCAUAUGGUUAGUGUAAGAAAUCCAAUCAUAAUUGACCAAUUCUACUGCCUCACCAAGGAUUGCACCAACAAGACCUCUGCAGUAUCUGUAUCAAAUAUUAUUUACACAAACAUAAGGGGUACUUAUGAUAUAAGGAGCCCCCCAAUGCGUUUUGCUUGCAGUGACUCUGUCCCAUGCACCAACUUAACACUCUCAGAAAUUGAGCUUCUUCCAGCUGAAGGAGACAUAGUGCAUGACCCUUUCUGCUGGAAUGCAUAUGGAGAUUUGGAGACACUAACCAUUCCACCAGUCUCAUGCUUGCUCGAGGGCACUCCUCAAUCCGUGUCAGACUUUGACAUAACUCGUUGCUGACCCAUUGCUUUCUCUGUAGGACAAAAAUGUGAGCAUGUACAUAAUUUAUUACUUGGAAGUGAUUAGGCCUUUAGGGAAUACAUAGCAUGAUGUUCACUCUAAUUAUCUUGUGAUUGUUGAGGAGUUGUGUUUUUUAUACUCCUCCCCAAUUGUAAACUAUAUGUCGUGUGAUUAUUCUGGAAUGAUUGGCGUUUGAACUUAAUUGCUUCAUUCAUUGCUGUAUAUGAG
Messenger RNA from Vigna angularis (adzuki bean), 1888 nucleotides. Its product is annotated as polygalacturonase At1g48100. Lineage: Eukaryota; Viridiplantae; Streptophyta; Magnoliopsida; Fabales; Fabaceae. Gene Ontology annotation, biological process: carbohydrate metabolic process. The record is from RefSeq and is a predicted model, not a curated record. The transcript is spliced from 6 exons. Bases 269 to 1660 code for a protein of 463 amino acids. Gene Ontology annotation, molecular function: polygalacturonase activity.